GUUUCUAGGUAUUCAGAGAUGCACUUAGAAAGGGAAUGGGCUAGAAGAGAAGUACUUAGGGGGUCCACAAGUGGGCAGAAAGUGGGUUAUUCUACCAGUGUCCACUUAGUCCCAGGGAAUGGGGGUAGAAAAAUGAGGAGAAGCCACAACAGGAAGUCUGUUACAGAGCUGGGGGUGAGACUGGGGAAUGGGAUAUGGAGGAGGGAGAGAGAAUGAAGAUCGGACACGUGCCUCCCUGCUUUCCUGGCUUACUUGCUUCUCUGGCUGGCACGACUUUGAGGUUCUCAGGGAAUGCCUGCUGGAGUUGGGGGCUGGGACAAUGGAAUGAGUCAGGAGGAAGAUGGAGGAGAAGAUCUGUGUGGUGUGCUUGAGAUGAGGGCAGAGAAGAAGGGAAGGCCACAGAGCUGGCAUGAGACUGGGGAAUUGGAUUUGGAGGGGAGAUGGGAGAGGCGAAGCUCUGCUCCUCUUCCGGUUUUCAACGCUUACUUACUUGAGAGUAGUAGGUUCCUGGGUGACACUCACCGCCUCUGCGGGACUCAGCUCAGUAGCUGAACACGAAGAUGCACUCCUCAGACAUUUGUUCCGAGGUUAUCAGAAAUGGGUUCGCCCUGUGUUGAAUUCCAGCGACAUCAUAAAAGUAUACUUUGGAUUAAAGAUAUCUCAGCUUGUGGAUGUGGAUGAGAAGAAUCAGCUGAUGACAACAAAUGUGUGGCUGAAGCAGGAAUGGACAGACCAAAAAUUACGGUGGAAUCCCGAAGACUAUGGUGGAAUUAAUUCGAUAAAGGUUCCGUCGGAAUCGCUCUGGCUGCCUGACAUAGUUCUCUUUGAAAACGCUGACGGACGCUUUGAGGGCUCCCUCAUGACCAAGGCCAUUGUGAAAUCCAGUGGAGCCGUCAGCUGGACUCCUCCCGCCAGCUAUAAAAGUUCCUGCACCAUGGAUGUCACAUUUUUCCCGUUCGACAGGCAGAACUGCUCAAUGAAGUUUGGAUCCUGGACUUACGAUGGUACCAUGGUCGACCUCAUUCUGAUCAAUGAAAACGUUGACCGGAAAGACUUCUUUGAUAACGGAGAGUGGGAGAUACUAAAUGCAAAAGGGAUGAAGGGCAGCAGAAGAGAAGGCUUUUACUCCUAUCCGUUCGUUACCUACUCUUUUGUUCUGAGACGCCUGCCCCUGUUUUACACACUCUUUUUGAUAAUCCCCUGCCUGGGGCUGUCUUUUCUCACGGUCCUGGUGUUCUACCUACCCUCUGACGAAGGGGAAAAACUGUCGUUAUCCACCUCGGUUUUGGUCUCUUUGACAGUGUUUCUUUUAGUAAUUGAAGAAAUAAUCCCGUCUUCUUCGAAAGUCAUCCCUCUCAUUGGCGAGUAUCUCCUCUUCAUUAUGAUUUUUGUCACGCUGUCUAUUAUCGUCACGGUUUUUGUAAUUAAUGUCCACCACAGAUCUUCCUCAACCUACCAUCCCAUGGCCCCCUGGGUGAAGAGGCUGUUUCUGCAAAAACUCCCGAGAUGGCUUUGCAUGAAGGACCCCAUGGAUCGCUUCUCUUUCCCGGAUGGAAGGGAGAGUAAGGCAGCCGUGAGGGGGAAAGUCCCAGGGAAAAAGAAACAGACGCCUGCCAGUGAUGGAGAAAGAGUCCUGGUCGCUUUCCUGGAGAAGGCCUCUGAGUCCAUCAGAUACAUUUCGAGGCAUGUGAAGAAGGAACACUUCAUCAGCCAGGUAGUGCAAGACUGGAAAUUUGUGGCUCAAGUUCUUGACCGCAUCUUCCUGUGGCUCUUUCUCAUAGCUUCGGUCUUGGGCUCCGUUCUGAUUUUUAUUCCAGCCUUGAAGAUGUGGAUAUAUCGCUUCCAUUAGGAACCACUCUCUGGAUCCAUAUAGAAGAUAGUCAUAGAGAGAAUCCCACCUUAGGACUGACGGCUGCUGGCAUGUUCACAGAAAGGAGAUGCAUGCAACAGUUGUGGUGCCCUUGUUUCGUCCUGGGAGCCUUCUGUGAUUGGAGGACACUGAAAACGUGGGCUUGAGCUAGUGUGAUGGUGGCUGCCACUAAAGAUGUAUUUGGGCAAUU
Molecule: messenger RNA, 2060 nt
Organism: Mastomys coucha (southern multimammate mouse)
Lineage: Eukaryota; Metazoa; Chordata; Mammalia; Rodentia; Muridae
Gene: Chrnb3
Product: cholinergic receptor nicotinic beta 3 subunit
Exons: 6
Coding region: 410-1849 (479 amino acids)
Biological process (GO): monoatomic ion transmembrane transport; regulation of membrane potential; signal transduction
Cellular component (GO): postsynaptic membrane; neuron projection; synapse
Molecular function (GO): transmembrane signaling receptor activity; acetylcholine-gated monoatomic cation-selective channel activity
Source: RefSeq, a predicted model, not a curated record